GCCCAGCCGGUCACCGCCUGCCGGCUGCAGACGCCUGCGAGCAGGUUGUUUUUAUAAGAGGCGUCAUUGGCGCCCGAGCUGUGACCGCCGCCACUGGGGCAGCCAGCACAAUCGGGCGGAGGUGGCGCUGCCCCUUCAGGUACUGUACUAGGCGGGCUUAGACCCCGGGAGGGGGUUUGUGCCGACUGUCUGAGUCCCUGGCCGACACGCUCGGCUCAGUAGAGGAGCAGUGGCGGGGUCCGCCUCCUAGGCUGGGGCUGCUCGGGCGGGGACUUGACGCCUGGUGUCAGCGGCCGCACGGGCGACCUCCUCGGGCCGUGCGCGAGUGCACAGCUCCGGAGGCCCGAGCCGACCCUGGGGCGUCCGGUCCGGUGGUCUUGCAGCCUCCAAACCCCGAGUGCUAUACCGAACUGCGCGCCAAGGGUGGGAGAGCUGACGGCCUGGGCCACCCUUCUUCCUUCACUGGGCAGGCUUUGAGGUGCUUGUCGGUCUGGACUGAUGAAAAUCCAUAUGACCUGAAAGAUGUCUGAAAAUUCCAGUGACAGUGAUUCAUCUUGUGGUUGGACUGUCAUCAGUCAUGAGGGGUCAGAUAUAGAAAUGUUGAAUUCUGUGACCCCCACUGACAGCUGUGAGCCCGCCCCAGAAUGUUCAUCUUUAGAGCAAGAGGAGCUUCAAGCAUUGCAGAUAGAGCAAGGAGAAAGCAGCCAAAAUGGCACAGUGCUUAUGGAAGAAACUGCUUAUCCAGCUUUGGAGGAAACCAGCUCAACAAUUGAGGCAGAGGAACAAAAGAUACCCGAAGACAGUAUCUAUAUUGGAACUGCCAGUGAUGAUUCUGAUAUUGUUACCCUUGAGCCACCUAAGUUAGAAGAAAUUGGAAAUCAAGAAGUUGUCAUUGUUGAAGAAGCACAGAGUUCAGAAGACUUUAACAUGGGCUCUUCCUCUAGCAGCCAGUAUACUUUCUGUCAGCCAGAAACUGUAUUUUCAUCUCAGCCUAGUGACGAUGAAUCAAGUAGUGAUGAAACCAGUAAUCAGCCCAGUCCUGCCUUUAGACGACGCCGUGCUAGGAAGAAGACCGUUUCUGCUUCAGAAUCUGAAGACCGGCUAGUUGCUGAACAAGAAACUGAACCUUCUAAGGAGUUGAGUAAACGUCAGUUCAGUAGUGGUCUCAAUAAGUGUGUUAUACUUGCUUUGGUGAUUGCAAUCAGCAUGGGAUUUGGCCAUUUCUAUGGCACAAUUCAGAUUCAGAAGCGUCAACAGUUAGUCAGAAAGAUACAUGAAGAUGAAUUGAAUGAUAUGAAGGAUUAUCUUUCCCAGUGUCAACAGGAACAAGAAUCUUUUAUAGAUUAUAAGUCAUUGAAAGAAAAUCUUGCAAGGUGUUGGACACUUACUGAAGCAGAGAAGAUGUCCUUUGAAACUCAGAAAACGAACCUUGCUACAGAAAAUCAGUAUUUAAGAGUAUCCUUGGAGAAGGAAGAAAAAGCCUUAUCCUCAUUACAGGAAGAGUUAAACAAACUAAGAGAACAGAUUAGAAUAUUGGAAGAUAAAGGGACAAGUACUGAAUUAGUUAAAGAAAAUCAGAAACUUAAGCAGCAUUUGGAAGAGGAAAAGCAGAAAAAACACAGCUUUCUUAGUCAAAGGGAGACUCUGUUGACAGAAGCAAAGAUGCUAAAGAGAGAACUGGAGAGAGAACGACUAGUAACUACGGCUUUAAGGGGGGAACUCCAGCAGUUAAGUGGUAGUCAGUUACAUGGCAAGUCAGAUUCUCCCAAUGUAUAUACUGAAAAAAAGGAAAUAGCAAUCUUACGGGAAAGACUCACUGAGCUGGAACGGAAGCUAACCUUCGAACAGCAGCGUUCUGAUUUGUGGGAAAGAUUGUAUGUUGAGGCAAAAGAUCAAAAUGGAAAACAAGGAACAGAUGGAAAAAAGAAAGGGGGCAGAGGAAGCCACAGGGCUAAAAAUAAGUCAAAGGAAACAUUUUUGGGUUCAGUUAAGGAAACAUUUGAUGCCAUGAAGAAUUCUACCAAGGAGUUUGUAAGGCAUCAUAAAGAGAAAAUUAAGCAGGCUAAAGAAGCUGUGAAGGAAAAUCUGAAAAAAUUCUCAGAUUCAGUUAAAUCCACUUUCAGACACUUUAAAGAUACCACCAAGAAUAUCUUUGAUGAAAAGGGUAAUAAAAGAUUUGGUGCUACAAAAGAAGCAGCUGAAAAACCAAGAACAGUUUUUAGUGACUAUUUACAUCCACAGUAUAAGGCACCUACAGAAAACCAUCAUAAUAGAGGCCCUACUAUGCAAAAUGAUGGAAGGAAAGAAAAGCCAGUUCACUUUAAAGAAUUCAGAAAAAAUACAAAUUCAAAGAAAUGCAGUCCUGGGCAUGAUUGUAGAGAAAAUUCUCAUUCUUUCAGAAAGGCUUGUUCUGGUGUAUUUGAUUGUGCUCAACAAGAGUCCAUGAGCCUUUUUAACACAGUGGUGAAUCCUAUAAGGAUGGAUGAAUUUAGACAGAUAAUUCAAAGGUACAUGUUAAAAGAACUGGAUACUUUUUGUCACUGGAACGAACUUGAUCAGUUCAUCAAUAAGUUUUUCCUAAACGGUGUCUUUAUACAUGAUCAGAAGCUCUUCACUGACUUUGUUAAUGAUGUUAAAGAUUAUCUUAGAAACAUGAAGGAAUAUGAAGUAGAUAAUGAUGGAGUAUUUGAGAAGUUGGAUGAAUAUAUAUAUAGACACUUCUUUGGUCACACUUUUUCCCCUCCAUAUGGACCCAGGUCGGUUUACAUAAAACCGUGUCAUUACAGUAGUUUGUAACAUUUGUAGAUUGGAUAGCAUUUUUAUGAUUUGAUGAGUUUCUUGUAAGGUUACCGUUUCUAAGAGUUGUGCUUUAUGGCCACUGAGAGAAUUCAGAAUAAAUUGAAAGAUGGAGUCUAAAAAUUAUUAGCUGUUACAAAUGGAACAUUUCAUUAUAACGUGAUCACUUUGACUUGAGCAAAUGGUUUAAUUUUUAUCUUAAAAAUCAGUUAAGAAUAUAUAAAAUCCUACUUUGGCCAAGUUUGUUUCUUUUCAUUAUAGUUUAUAUGAAAAGAUCACCUUAAGUGAAAUUAUUUUCCUUUAAUCUUUUAUGUAUUUAUUCACUUUUGGAAGCUAGGAAUGAGCAACACAAAUUUUACUCUGAAGUCAGAAGAGCUCAUAUAUAAUAAUUCUAAUGUCCCACCUAUUUUCACUUGUCCAUUCCAUGUACCAGCUUAGUUAUGAUACUUAGUCACAUAAUUAUCUUUGAUAAAGGUAGAGGCACAAAGAGGCAAACUAAGCAAGUCAAAUUCUAAUGUGUGUACUUCAUAAUAAUUUUUUAUCCAUUUUCAUCUUUAUAUUCUGUAACAUGAAACUUACCUAAUCUUCAAAUGUUAGCUUCAUUUUUUACCUUUGAAAUACUUAAUCUUUCUGAAUAAAUAUAAUGUGUCUAUAAAAUAAUGAGACUGAUUCUGGUGUCUUUAGUCAUUAAGCUGGUAUCUAGUCCUAUAAUGAACAAAGGUGAAGCUGCCUUGAGGAGACAAGUGAAAAAUUUUUGCUUCAAAGGAGCUCACAAGCUAAGUAAAUAAAUGAAAUUAAGGUAUGGGGCAUGGUGGCCUCAGGCUGUCUGGAGGUGUUUGGAAAGGCUUCUUGAGUGAGGUGGCCUUUGAACUGAACUUAGUUUUUAAAGUAGCUUUUGGAAGAGAAAUGAGGAUUUGCUAUGCAGACAGGGAAGGGAAUUUCACUUAAAAGGAAGGUCAUUUGGAGAUGUGAAGAUACACUGCUUUAAGGAAGCAGGGUAGAGCUGGAGGAUAAGAGAUGCAGACCAUGAAGGGCCCCAUUUUAUGCUAAAGGUUUUGUCCUGUAGGACAUGGAGAACUUCUGAAGAAUUUUCAAGGCGGGUGGGAUAAGAUUAUAUUGUAUUUUAGAUUACAGUAGUCCCCCCUUAUCUUCAGGAUAUAUGUUCCAAGACCCCCAGUGGAUGCUGGAAACCAGGGAUAGAACAUAAUUCUAUAUAUACUAUGCAUGAAUUUCUUUUUCCUUCUUUACAAUCUCACACAUAGGUUUGUUCUUACUAUAGAUCUUACCAAUCUCAGCAUACUUUUAUUUCUCUUGAGAACCUUCACCCUUUCACUUAAAGGAGGCGCUUUAUAGCUUCUCUUUGGCAUAUCCAAAUGCCAGCAUCACUGUUGUAUUUUGGGGUCAUUAUUAAGUUACUUAAUCAUCCUUAAUCCUUAUCUUAGGGAUACUUGAACACAAACACUGUGGUAGGAUAACAGUAUAUCUGAUUAACAGACUGCUACUAGGUGAUUAAUGGGUGGGUAGUGUAAAUACACAAGAAAAGGAUGAUUCACAUCCCAUGUGGGAUGGAGCAGAACUGCAUUAUUUCAUUACAUUACUCAGAACAGGCAUAUAAUUGAAAACUUAUGAAUUAUUUUUUUUUAAUUAUUUGAGAUGGAAUCUUGCUUUGUCAGCCAGGCUGGAGUGCAGUGACACGAUCUCAGCUCACUGCAACCUCUGUCUCCUGGGUUCAGGUGAUUCUCCUCCCUAGUCUCCCAAGUAGCUGGGACUAUAGGCACGUGCCACCACACCCGGCUAAUUUUCAUAUUUUUAGUAGAGAUGGGGUUUCACCAUGUUGGCCAGGCUGUUCUUGAAAUCCUGACCUCAAGUGAUCCACACAUGUCUACCUCCCAAAGUGCUGGGAUUACAGUCGUGAGCCACUGUACCCCGCCUAAAACUGAUGAAUUAUUUCUGAAAUUUUCUAUUUAACAUUUUCAGACCACAGUUGACCACAGGUAACGGAAACCUCAAUCACAGAAAGUAAAGCCGUGGAUACGGUGGGACUAAUGUAUUGGUAGCAGCCUAGAGGAUUGAUGGGAAAGGUAUGAAGCUAGAAGGUGGUCAAUAUAAUACAGACAUGAGCUGAUGAACAUCUAAACUGGGACUAUACUAGUAGGAGAGGAAAGGAAAAAACAUUUGGAAAAUAGUAACAUUGAUAUUUCUUGUGAAGGAGAAGUAGAAAGUAACAGUGACUUCUAGAUUUCUGGGUUGGGUCAUCUUGUUGGAUAGUAGUACCACUGAGAUAGGGAAUUCAAGGUUUGGGGCAAGGGUAAUUGGAGAUGAGAAUUGUGUUUGGAGGUAACUACUGACAUUCAAGUGGAGAGGGUUAGUUGGCAGUUAGUUCUAUGGUCAUCUCUUUUGCCGAGACUGUAUAUUUAUCAGACUCCUGGGAGAACACCAACAUCCAUGGGGUUGUAGGGAAGGCUAAGGACAGGAGUGGGGAGUGGUACCUUGAAAAUCCAAAAGCCAUCUCAAGUAAAAGGAAUAAAUGUGUCAUGCUUUUUAAAAAGUUGAUGUGCGGAAAAUGUUUUCUUGGCUUGGAAACUGGGCGGCCAGGGGAUGACAGUAUGGACUUCCAGUGAAGUAGUGACGGAAGCCUGAUCAUAGACAUUAAGGAAAGCGGUGUAGGUGUUGUGAGCUUUUGCUGUAAGAAAAAGUUGAGACUUUUGUUUUGCUUUGUUUGUGAGAGAUGUGUAUGUAUUUCUGCUGAGUGAUAAAGCCAGCGGGGAGGGACUGAUUUUUAUAGGAAAGGAGGAAAAAUAAUGGAAACACAUCUCAUUAUUUUAUUGUCACAUUUCUUUUCUUUGUUAUCUUUUGAGUGUUUCCCUUUUUUGCCAGUAGAGUUAUUGUCUAUUUUUUCUUUCUAUAGGACAAAAAAACUAAUACAGACUCCUUUAUUUUUAUAUGGAUAUACUAGGAUUGUAAUUCAGAUAUUUAAUAUCUUUUAUCAGUGUUCAGAUCAUAGAUUAAUGGAGAAAACAUUUAAAAUUGUUUUAAAUUUAAAUACAUUGAACUCUAACAUAGAUGAAAAAUGUGUUUACUGCUUUCAGUCGACCUGAUAAAAAGCAACGUAUGGUAAAUAUUGAAAACUCCAGGCAUCGAAAACAAGAGCAGAAGCACCUUCAGCCACAGCCUUAUAAAAGGGAAGGUAAAUGGCAUAAAUAUGGUCGCACUAAUGGAAGACAAAUGGCAAAUCUUGAAAUAGAAUUGGGGCAAUUACCUUUUGAUCCUCAAUACUGAUUCACAAUUGAGUUAAAUUAGACAACUGUAAGAGAAAAAUUUAUGCUUUGUAUAAUGUUUGGUAUUGAAACUAAUGAAAUUACCAAGAUGACAAUGUCUUUUCUUUUGUUUCUAAGUAUCAGUUUGAUAACUUUAUAUUAUUCCUCAGAAGCAUUAGUUAAAAGUCUACUAACCUGCAUUUUCCUGUAGUUUAGCUUCGUUGAAUUUUUUUUGACACUGGAAAUGUUCAACUGUAGUUUUAUUAAGGAAGCCAGGCAUGCAACAGAUUUUGUGCAUGAAAUGAGACUUCCUUUCAGUGUAAGAGCUUAAAGCAAGCUCAGUCAUACAUGACAAAGUGUAAUUAACACUGAUGUUUGUGUUAAAUUUGCAGCAGAGCUUGAGAAAAGUACAUUGUUCUGGAAUUUCAUCAUUAACAUUUUAUAAUCUUACACUCACUUCUUGUCUUUUUGUGGGUUCAAGAGCCCUCUGACUUGUGAAGAAUUUGCUGCCCUCUUAAGAGCUUGCUGACUUGUUUUCUUGUGAAAUUUUUUGCACAUCUGAAUAUCGUGGAAGAAACAAUAAAACUACACCAUGAGGAAAACUAAAGGUCUUUAUUUAAAAUCUGGCAUUGUAUUAACAUGUAAUUUUAUACUAUGUGGUAUUUUAUACAUUUCCUCAGUAGUGAUAUUUGGUAAAGCAGUUCAUACAGCUUUUUUCUAAGUUCCAUGAAUCUUACCCAGUGUUUACCGAAGUAUUUAAGCAGCAUCUGAAUAUUUCCACCCAGCAAUGUUAAUUUAUCUAGGAAAGUUCAGAAUUUCAUCUUCAUGUUGAAUUUCCCUUUUAACUUCCGUUCAUAGACAUAUAUGUGACUUCCAAUUCGACCCUCUGGCAAGUGAGUGUGGAAGAAAACAGCAGUUCUUUUAUAAUUGCUUGAAAUUAGGAAAGCGCUUAUUUCCUAGAAGCAAAUAAAUGUUUAAGUAAAUAAAGGCUACAUUUUGCUGA
Molecule: messenger RNA, 7056 nt
Organism: Homo sapiens (human)
Lineage: Eukaryota; Metazoa; Chordata; Mammalia; Primates; Hominidae
Gene: CCPG1
Product: cell cycle progression 1
Exons: 8
Coding region: 523-2796 (757 amino acids)
Cellular component (GO): membrane
Source: RefSeq, marked validated